Messenger RNA from Sciurus carolinensis (gray squirrel), 3260 nucleotides. RefSeq names its product ATPase H+ transporting V0 subunit a4 (gene Atp6v0a4). Bases 212 to 2296 code for a protein of 694 amino acids. Lineage: Eukaryota; Metazoa; Chordata; Mammalia; Rodentia; Sciuridae. Gene Ontology annotation, biological process: proton transmembrane transport; vacuolar acidification. Gene Ontology annotation, cellular component: vacuolar proton-transporting V-type ATPase complex; vacuolar proton-transporting V-type ATPase, V0 domain; plasma membrane. The record is from RefSeq and is a predicted model, not a curated record. Gene Ontology annotation, molecular function: proton-transporting ATPase activity, rotational mechanism; ATPase binding. The transcript is spliced from 17 exons.
GACAAGAUCAGAGCUGGAAGCAGCAGGUCCUCUGCCACCAGGUGCAGGCCCAGCUGACAGAGCCAGGCUGGUGAGACAGGGGGGCAUAACCCAGCGUCGCGGGUGCCCUGGGGAGGCAGGAGAGUGGUGGGUAGUGAAUGGCAGCUUCCAGGCUUCGGGAAAGCAGCAGAGGAAGUACAGUGGCCAGGAGGGACAAGGACUUCAGUAAGGGAUGGUGAGACCAAAUAUGAGGGCAGACUGCCAAUCACAACAGCCCAGGGGAGCUGAGGGAGCGGAGCUGAGAGGGGCCAUGAGAAACCUGUCAACCAGAUUUUGUUACUUGAGACAAUCUGGUCCUCUGAUAGACAGAGACUGGGCCAAGAUGGCGUCUGUGUUUCGAAGUGAGGAGAUGUGUUUGUCACAGCUGUUUCUCCAGGUCGAGGCUGCGUACUGCUGCGUGGCUGAGCUCGGAGAGCUGGGAUUGGUUCAGUUCAAAGAUUUAAAUGUGAACGUGAACAGUUUCCAAAGGAAAUUUGUGAAUGAAGUCCGAAGGUGUGAGUCAUUGGAAAGAAUCCUCCGUUUUCUAGAAGAUGAGAUGCAAAAUGAGAUUACAGUCCAAUUGCCGGAGAAGUAUCCGGAGACUCCUCUCCCACGGGAAAUGAUUACCCUGGAGACUAUUCUAGAAAAAUUGGAAGGAGAGUUGCAAGAAGCCAACCAGAACCAGCAGGCUUUGAAGAAAAGCUUCCUAGAACUGACUGAACUCAAAUACCUCCUGAAGAAAACCCAGGACUUCUUUGAGACGGAAACCAAUUUAACUGAAGAUUUCUUUAUCGAAGACACUUCCGGUCUCCUGGAGUUAAGAACUGUACCUGCAUUCGUGGCUGGAAAGUUGGGGUUCACGGCUGGAGUGAUAAACAGGGAGAGGAUGGCUUCCUUUGAGAGACUGCUGUGGCGUGUCUGCCGGGGCAACAUCUACUUGAAGUUCAGUGAGAUGGACACGCCUCUGGAGGAUCCUGUCACGAAAGAAGAAAUUAAAAAGAAUAUAUUCAUCAUAUUUUACCAAGGAGAGCAGCUCAGGCAGAAAGUCAAGAAGAUCUGUGACGGGUUUCGAGCAACCAUAUACCCCUGCCCAGAGCCCGCUGCAGAGCGCAGAGAGAUGCUGGAUGGGAUCAACGUGAGGCUGGAAGAUCUAAUCACGGUCAUCACACAAACAGAAUCUCACCGCCAGCGCUUGCUGCAGGAAGCAGCUGCCAACUGGCACUCCUGGUUCACCAAAGUGCAGAAGAUGAAGGCCGUUUACCACAUCCUGAACAUGUGCAAUAUCGAUGUCACCCAGCAGUGCAUCAUCGCUGAGAUCUGGUUCCCAGUGGCAGACGCUGGGCGCAUCAAGAAGGCCUUGGAGCAAGGCAUGGAACUAAGUGGCUCCUCCAUGGUCCCCAUCAUGACGGAAGUGCAAUCUAAAACAGCCCCUCCCACCUUUAAUAGGACCAAUAAAUUCACAGCUGGCUUCCAGAACAUUGUUGAUGCCUAUGGUGUGGGCAGUUACCGGGAGAUAAACCCAGCCCCCUACACCAUCAUCACAUUCCCCUUCCUGUUCGCCGUGAUGUUUGGAGACUGCGGGCACGGAAUCGUGAUGCUGCUGGCCGCCCUCUGGAUGGUCCUCAAUGAGCAGCGCCUGCUGUCCCAGAAGAGCAGCAACGAGAUCUGGAACACUUUCUUCAGUGGGCGCUAUCUGAUCCUACUCAUGGGCAUCUUCUCCAUCUACACGGGCUUGAUCUACAAUGACUGCUUCUCCAAGUCUUUCAACAUCUUUGGCUCUUCCUGGAGCGUCCGGCCCAUGUUCAGGAAUGGCACAUGGAAUACUCAAAUAAUGAAGGAAACCGAAUAUUUACAGCUGGAUCCAGCCACGCCAGGAGUGUAUUCUGGAAAUCCAUACCCAUUUGGGAUAGAUCCGAUUUGGAACCUGGCCUCAAACAAGCUCACAUUUUUGAACUCUUAUAAAAUGAAGAUGUCGGUCAUCCUGGGAAUUGUCCAGAUGGUUUUCGGCAUUAUUCUCAGCCUCUUCAAUCACAUAUACUUCCGGAAGACUCUCAACAUCAUCCUGCAGUUCAUCCCCGAGAUGGUCUUCAUCCUGUGCCUGUUCGGAUACCUGCUCUUCAUGAUCGUCUUCAAGUGGUGCCGGUACGAGGCCCGCGGGUCUCAGCACGCACCCAGCAUCCUCAUCCACUUCAUCAACAUGUUCCUGUUCGACUACGACGACCCCUCCAACGCGCCCCUCUACGAGCACCAGCUCAUUCAGACCCUUUCAGUCUCCUGACCCAGCUGUGGGGGCCACCUGGUUCUUAUGGCCGUCGUUGCUGAGUCACUCCUCAGAACUGGGAUCUGGGGGCGGCGUGAAGAAGGAGGCGGGGCCUGAGGACAUGAAGGGCGUAGGCAGCAGCUGGGUGCAGUGGCCACACCUGUAAUCCCAGCGACCCAGGAGGCCGAGGCAGCAGCAUUUGAGUUCAAAGCCGCCUCAGCAACUAAGUGAGGCCCUCAGCAACUUAGCAAAACCCUGUCUCUAAAUGAACAAUAAAAAGGGCUGGGAGGUGGCUCAGUGGUUAAGUGUCCCUGGAUUCAAUCCCUGGAACUGAACCAAAAACCAACACCAAAACAAAAAACACGGCAGGGUGAUAGAUGGGACCUCUCCUGGGCUCAGCAGAGGUCAGGGGACCACGGAAGCCUCACUCCAAAGUGAACUGUGAGACACCACCACGAGGGGGCCAGGGGUGUCCUGCACCCUCAAGCCGCCCACUCUGAGGAGGGAAGGCAGGUGGAGGGUGUGGGGAAUUUUGUAUCCCUCUUUGAGAGAAGGAGCAAGAACUCUUGGAUGAUUUUUCUAGCACUGAAAAUAUAAAAUCACUGAUUGAACAAUGUGACUGAAAGUGACCAAGCACUUUUGGUUACUAUGGUGUGACUGGCGGAGCCGUGGGACUUGCCCCUUUGCCCAGGGAACAGGGUGAAGGCAUCAGGGGAAGAACAGCUUCCUCCAGGAGUGUCUCCACUCUUCUUGUUCUAAAGACUGGUGGCACACCGUCUGAGUGUGACAGGAGCUGCACAGAGAUCCAGUUUCCUCCCUACACCGGGCAGCCGGCACCACGGGCUGACAUUCCUCUGUCUGCUCUAGGAAUAUUCCAGAUACCAAGUUGAAUAGGUGCAAAAUGCUUUAGAUCCCCAGAGUGCUACUGAAGUGACCCACGUCUACCAUUUUGAUUUGCAAUUACUUUAAAACGAGGGGGUCU